GGACGAUGAGUUCGCGCUCAACGGCCUUGGUCUUCGGCUUAGCAGAGACCCAAUGGCCAAUCAUGAUCGACCAGAAUUCAGAGUCGUCGAAGGUUACUAUGGGUUCAGCGUGCCUUUCAUGAAGACUUUUCAGAACUUGGAGGAAAAUCCACCCUCCGGACCGGAGCGCCCACUCAAUUGGGCUCCUCCGCCACCACCGCCCGAGUUUGCUCAAUCUCCACCAUUCCAAACAAGCUUCUCACCCAACGCGCCUCUACCACCUCCAGGCAGAGAUGUAUCACAAGUUGGUGGAGGCAGCUAUAGACAACAUGACUAUGGACGUGGGAACGGUGCAGGUUGGCGAGGUGGAGAAACGCGUGGUGGUGGUGGAGGAGCUUGGCGUGGAAGGGGUCGAGGCGGUAACAACAAUGGAGGUUCAGGUCCAGGUGGUUAUCGACCAUAUUGAGCUAAACAUCGCAAUGGGAUACAUGUCCGUCGAGGAGUAGUAUCGCGAGACGGCGCUUUCUGACUUCAGAACCACAUGCUCUCGGGGCCAUUGUCCUCGGGCAAUGGCGUUAAUCUACUAAGGUAUCAAAAUUCCCAUGGAAGACACUGUUCGCGUUCGGAGUAUAGUCGAAAUACAUGGCCGAUCGAUACAAAU
This is a messenger RNA of Aureobasidium subglaciale EXF-2481, 640 nucleotides long. RefSeq lists its product as uncharacterized. Lineage: Eukaryota; Fungi; Ascomycota; Dothideomycetes; Dothideales; Saccotheciaceae. Bases 53 to 445 code for a protein of 130 amino acids. The record is from RefSeq and is a predicted model, not a curated record. The transcript has a single exon.